This is a messenger RNA of Hyaloperonospora brassicae, 1563 nucleotides long. The record is from the annotation of a GenBank genome assembly. NCBI's taxonomy places the organism in Eukaryota, Oomycota, Peronosporomycetes, Peronosporales, Peronosporaceae.
AUGGCCGAUCUCUUAGCAGCCGCAGCGGCUCAAGUCGCGACGACCGGCGCCGACGAGAGCGGCGCUGUCAUUGGCCUCACCAAUCAGCAGCUCGCCGACGUCAAGGGCCACGCCAUUUCGUACGCCGCAGCGCAUGGACUGCUCGUGCAUCAGCGCCGCGCCGCGACCACACAGCCCGACGUUCCGUCUGCCUUCGUCCACAUUCCCCUCUGUCUGCUGCCCGUGCCGUUUCCCAGGCAGCAGUUCGAGCAGGGAGUCCAGUUGUCGCCUGUGUACGGACACCUCGUGGACCGCGUGAGUCGCGACGUUGCGUGGCUCCACAGCUGCGUCGAGAACGUGGGCACGGAGGACGCGUUCACGCUGCGCCUGCUCGAGCUGUCGAAGACGGUGCAGCGCGAAGGGGUUCAGCAGCAGACGUACUUGGGCAUUCAUCGCUCGGACUAUAUGCUGCACCACGCGCAGCACGUGACGGACGGGACAGUCGACGAGAAGCAAAUGCAGCAGCAGCUGUUGCAGGUCGAGCUCAACACGAUCGCGUCAUCUUUUGGCUGUAUCAGCUCACUCGUGUCGGACAUGCACCGGUUCUUGUUGAGUCGGUUUGGAGCUGACAUGGUGGCGCUGGAAGAGCAUUACGGCAUUGCAACGGCCGAGUAUCCGACAGCGUUGCCGCAGAAUGACGCGAUCACGGCGAUUCCGAAUGCGCUUGCGGCGGCAUUCAAGCAGUAUGGAGUCAAAGGUGCCGUCGUGAUGUUUCUCGUGCAACCUGAUGAGGUGAACGCCAUUGAUCAGCGCUGGCUGGAGUACCAAUUGUGGGAACACCACGGCAUUCAUGUACUACGCCGGACGUUGGCCGAGGUGGAUGCGCACGGUAAACUAGUUGACCGCGAUGGCAAGCGAACGCUUACGGUCGAUGGGCGUGAAGUAGCUGUCGCGUAUUUUCGCGCUGCGUACACGCCGACUGACUACCCCACGGAGCAAGAGUGGGCUGGUCGUACGAUCAUCGAACGGUCGUACGCGAUCAAGUGCCCAUCAAUUGCUUACCACUUGGCUGGCACGAAGAAGGUGCAGCAGGUACUUGCCGACCCUGCGGUCCUUCGUCGAUUUAUGUCCGAGGAGGAGGCCACACAACUGGAAUCGUCAUUUGCGGGUUUGUAUGGACUCGAGAAGAACUCGGCAACGAUUGAGGAAGUCAAGAAAAUGGCGGUUGCAAACCCCCACGCGUACGUGCUAAAGCCUCAGCGCGAGGGCGGAGGCAACAACUUGUACGGCAAUGAGGUCGCGUCGGCGAUCCAGGACAUGAGUCCCGCUGAACUGGAGUCGUAUAUUCUGAUGGAGCGCAUCUUUCCCGACGAGAACCUUGCCGUCCUCGUUCGUAACAACGUGACAUCCAGUGGCCCGACCAUCAGCGAGCUCGGUAUGUUCAUCGCAAGUUUGUUCGACAGCGAAGGAAAGGCGAUACUGAACAAGCACGCAGGGCAUUUGUUGCGUACGAAGCUCUCGGGUACUGACGAGGGUGGCGUGGCAACAGGCUUUUCCGUCAUAAGCAGCCCGUUGCUGACAUAG